Dissoconium aciculare CBS 342.82 is the source of this 610-nucleotide messenger RNA. RefSeq lists its product as uncharacterized. NCBI's taxonomy places the organism in Eukaryota, Fungi, Ascomycota, Dothideomycetes, Mycosphaerellales, Dissoconiaceae. The record is from RefSeq and is a predicted model, not a curated record. Bases 197 to 529 code for a protein of 110 amino acids. The transcript has a single exon.
AGGCGAUGAAGGGCGCGAAGGGUAGCAAUGGGGAUGUGACGAGCGCGUUCGCCCAUGUCGCCAAGCAGUACAAGUCUUUGAGCGCUGCAGAGAAAGAGGUACGUAAGCGAAUAGAGGGACGGCUAGCUGUUCAGUGACGUUCUUUACUAACGCGGGAGAACAGACCUACCAGGAGCGCGCAGCCGAGCUCGAGGCGAUGCGCCUCGUCGCUAUCAAGAAAUGGAUUAAGAGUCACAGCGCCGCUGAAAUUGGCCUUGCGAACAAGGCUCGAGCUCGUCUUAACAGACUUUACCCCACUGGAAAAGGAUCGCGCGCGAAAUACCCUGCUAUUCCCGACGAACGAUUGCCCAAGAGACCCUUGAGCGCCUGGACUAUCUACUACGGCGAACAUGCGGCCUCCCGAAGCUCUGGAUCGGUGAAGGAAAGGAUCAACACUGUUCUAAGCGAUUUCAAGCAGCUGACUUCUGCUGAGCGAAGUGUAAGUCUAGUGUUCCCACGUCACGGCCCAGUCAACUUUGAGGCGGUAUAACUAAUCAGGUGAUUGGACAGGUAUAUGACCGCAAGGCCCGAGAUUCGCGCCACGAAUUUGAGCGCGUCUACCAGGAAGUCU